UUGCUAAAGUGGUGAAAAACUCCGAUUGGUGCCGCCGGUAAAUGUCGCCAAGGUAGAUAGAAUUAGAAGCCCUCGCUGGUGAUUUAGUGAACCCAGAAUCAUAAGAGAAUAUGAAGAUGGAGGAAGCCGCAGGCAGUGGCAACAGUGACGGUGGCAACAAAUGGUGGUGGGGAGUGGCCAGCGCUGCUCAAAUGGGAUUGGGAAUUCGUACCUUCGCCAAAGGGCACGGAGGCGAUUCGCGCCUCAUGCCUUUCAAAGCCUUCGUUGUAGCUUCCCUCUUCGUCAGCAGCGCCGCCUCCGCCUCCGUUCUACUCCUCCAAGCUAACGGCAUCCACAGGGUGGAAGAUCUCAUGAAAGCAGGAGCAAAUUUAAGAGCAAAACUUGGAUUACGUCCACGAACGCAGAAUAAGAUGAUACAAAGGUUGGCGGUGGCAUGGGAGAAAAAAUCUCCCACUACGAACAUUCACACAGCUGAGUCGAGCGGAGGAGAUGAGGGCACUACGACACAUGAGGACAAUCGGUGGAGGAAUUUGGAAAUACCCAUAUUCGGUGCUGAUGAUCCUAUGAGCUGGUUGACAAAGAUCGAAAGAUAUUUCCGGUUGCGCACUGUAAGGGAAGAGGACAAGUUGGAGGUUGUAAUGGUCACGAUGAAUGGGGAAGCUCUGGGUUGGUUCCAAUUGUGGGAAUCUUGGAAUCCAAACCACUCUUGGAAUGGAUUCAAGAUUACUGUCACCUAAAGGUUUCAAGCUUCUAGCCUAGGAAAUCCUUUUCAAGUGUUGCUGCCACUGGAACAAGAAGAGACAAUGCAAGGAUUCAUAGGCCAAUUUGAGAAGUGCGUUGGAAUGGUGAAGGGGUUGGAGGAGCCAUUUCUGGUGGAAGUGUUCCUCAAGGGAUUAAAGGAAGAGAUUAGCACUAAGGUAAGGCUUCAUGAACCAAAGAACUUGAUGGAAGCUAUGGUUAAGGCUCGAAGAGUAGAGGAUAAGAACAAAGUUUUAGGAAAAUUACCCUUGAGUAAUAGCCAGGGGUAUAAUCUGUAGAAACCCAGUUAUUCGGGUCAGAAAUUUGUUAGGGAUUGGCAACCUACAAAUAGUAAGGUAGCUGAUCCUACUAAUUAGUUAAGAAACUAUAUAUAGUCAAUUAGAGGGAAGUUAGAAUGGGGGAGUAGGAAGUGGAGGGUGGUGAGACCUCAAAACUCACUUUGGAUUCUGUUUUGGGUGUUGGAAGCACCACCAUAAUAAUAUAAUCUUUUCCUCUGUUUCUGGUCCUGUUCUAUCAGUAACACUAUUCACUGGUUCCAGUUCUGGUGCCAGAAGUCCAAGAACAUUUAUUGGAGAUCAUGGAAGCACUGCACUGAUGUGGCAGUUUGGAGGAAAUGGGUGAGGAAUAGUAUAUGAAAGAUUGGUGACAUUAAAGACAAACCGGAGGGGUUGAGGAGUACAUCCAAGAAUUUGAACUUUUGAUUGCUCGAGCCAAACCAAGUGCAGAGGACCAAGUUCUUGUGUAUUUCUUGGCUAGGUUGAGUCAAGACAUUCAAAGUCUAGUCUGUCCACACGACUCAAAGGAACUGGUGCGAGCCAUGGAGGUUGCCCACAACAUUGAAGAUUCGAUGAAACAGGUUCAAAGUUUUGGAAAUUUGCAGGGUUGGAGUACAAGUGUGGGUUUCAGAUAUCAAGGCGGCAACGGAGCUGUAUCGCGGUUAGGGGCGUUUGGUGGUACCAAUAAUGCCUGAACAUUCACUGAUGGGACUCGGAAUCUACAAGGAGAGAGCAAAAUGUCUUCUACGCCUUCGGUAGCCAAACCAGGAUUCUUGGGACUGCGAAACAGAGGAUCUCGAACCCUUCGCUAUGCUGAGUAUGUCAAAUCAAGGGACUUAGGGCGCUGUUAUCACUGUGGUUUGGCCUUUGGGCCAGGGCACCGUUGUCUUGAAAAAAAUGAGUUGUAAUACUGGCUGAGGAUGAGCAGAUUAAUGAAGACGGGGAGAUUACAAGAUUAGAAAAUGAAAAUGGGAAUGAGGAAGAUGAGGAAGUUUUGGAGACGGUUUGCCAGUGGAUGGAUUUGUCCUUUGUUCCGCAGGUGGGCUAACCCCAGCCUCAAACCAUGAAGCUUAGGGGAGAAUUACAGGGACAAACAAAUAUUGGGACUCAGCACAGAUCCCACAAAGUGAGAUUGGGAGAUGGUAAUCACAAAUCCACUCAAGGAUGCUGUAAGAACUUAAAAAUACAGUUGGGAGCUUAUACUAUGGUAGGAGACUUCUUUCUAUUUGAGUUGGGAGGAGUGGACCUAAUUCUGGGAGUUGCUUGACUGGAAACAUUGGGAGAAAUUAAGGUGAAUUGGAGGACCCUAAGUAUGUCUUUUGUCCAUCAAGAUCAGAAUGUGUUGAUUCAGGGAGUUCUUGGUUUGUCUAAGACAAUGAUCAUUUUGAGAACACAGCAGAAAAUAGCUAGCCAGGAGGUUGAGAUGAUGUUCAUGCUGUGGGUAACUGAAAGCAACCACGUGGAACAAAUUGAUUUAACGAACCAAGAAAGUCUGUUGCAGCAGGUGCUGACAGGGCUCGCUACAAUUUUUCAGGAACCUAAGGGUUUACCACCGUCUAGAGAGGUUGAUCAUUGAAUUCCAAUUAAGUCUGGCACAGGUCCAGUUAAUGUGAGGCCUUAUCGUUAACCUCACUUACAGAAGAAUGAGAUAGAAACUCAGGUGGCUGAGAUGUUAUCAUCAGGGAUUUUUAGGACUGAUGGGUUAUUACAGAAGGUUCAUUUGCAAUUCUGGGAAGAUAGCCCGCCCAUUGACUGAUCUAUUAAACAAAGGAAAUCUUAAGUGGAAUGAGGAUAGUAAUAAGGCUUUCAUACAAUUACAGCAAGCUGUUACCACAGCAACAGUACUAUCCAUGCUUAAUUUUUCAAAACAAUUCUCCAUAGAAUGUGAUGCCUCGGAGGGGAAUUGGAGCUGUUCUAACAAGACAGAAAGCCAAUUGCUUAUUUCAGCAAAGCAUUGGCAGAUUCAAGUCUUUCUAAAUCUGUGUAUGAAAAGGAACUGAUGGCUCGUCUUAGCCAUACAACAUUGGAGGCCUUAUCUUCUGGGUCAGAAAUUUACUGUAUACACUGACCAAAAAAGUUUGAGAUAUCUACUUGAGCAGCGAAUUACAACUCAGAACUAACAAAAUUGGCUUGCCAAGUUGCUGGUAUGAGUUCGACAUUGUGUAUAAGGUGGGGGCUUCAAACAUGGUUGCUGAUGCUCUAUCUCUAGAAGAGAUGAAGACAAAGAAUUGCAGGGCAUUUCUAGACCUUUCUAGCAAGACACAACAGAAAUUGAUGACGAAGUUUAGAAGGAUCCCACGUUGGCUAAAAUCUGAGAAGAAUUGAAGGAGAAUCCAGAUUCACAACCUCAGUACACCCUGGAGCAUGACAGAUUAUACUACAAAGGGAGGCUGGUCCUGUGAGCUUCUUCAUUGUGGAUUCCAAAGUUACUACAGGAAUUUCAUAGUUAUCCUAUGGGAGGGCAGUCGGGUAUAUACAGAACUUAUCGAAGAAUCGCUCAAUCGCUUUAUUGGAUAGGAAUGAAGGGAGAAAUCAGAGUUUGUGGUUGCGUGUCAUGUGUACCAAAGAAGCAAAUAUCAAGCAUCCUCUCUAGCAGGUUUACUGCAACCUUUGCCAAUUCCAAGCGCUAUUUGGGAAGAAAUCAACAUGGAUUUUAUUGUAGGUUUGCCGAAGUCAACAGGGUUUGAUGCUAUACUAGUAGUGGUGGAUAGGUUAAGCAAAUAUGGGCAUUUUAUUGUGAUUAAGCACCCAUAGUCUGCUAGGUCUAUAGCUGAAAUUUUUGUUAAAGAAAUAAUUCGGUUGCAUGGGGUGCCUAUAUCUAUUGUCAGUGACAGGGACCCUACUUUUAUGAGUCAUUUUUGGAAAGAAUUAUUCAGAUUGCAGGGAACUGCUUUAAAGAUGAGCACAACCUAUCACCCAAAAUCAGAUGGGCAGACAAAAGUGCUUAACAGAACCUUAGAAACCUAUCUCAGAUGUUUCAGUUCAGAACAGCCAAAAUCCUGGGCAGACUUUAUUCCUUGGGCAGAAUACUGGUAUAAUACUAGCUACUAAAGUGCUGCACACUUCUCUCCUUUUGAGGUAGUAUAUGGUAGACCAUUACCUCUCUUACUAAAUUUGUACUUGGGGAAACUCUUGUAGAAGUUGUUGCUUAGGAUUUAAUGGACAAAGAUGAAGCGUUGAAACAAUUAAAGUUCCAUCUACAAAAGGCUCAAAAUCAGAUGGCUCAUUACGCUAAUGUGUGUAGGAAAAUGUCUCAGAUUCAGCCAGGAGAUUGGGUUUAUCUAAAGAUCAGACCUCACAGACAAACCUCUAUGCCUACCAAAUUACAUCAUUAGCUCUCAGCCAAAUACUAUGGGCCUUAUUUGGUUCUUCAACAAAUUGGAGCCGUAGCAUUCAAAUUGCAACUUCCUGAACAAGCACACAUACAUCUUGUCUUCCACGCUUCUUAGCUCAAAAAGGCUGCAGCAGGCAAUCCCCUGUAGAAACAGACCUCCCAGCAGAGUUGCAGGGCACCAUUGAGAACUACAAACCUGACAAAAUUCUUGGCAGUCGCAUAGUUACUGAGUAAGGCACGGAAAUCCCUCAAGUUUUGGUGCAUUGGCAAGGCAAACUUUAAGAAGAAGCUACCUAGAAAGACAUUUCUAUCAUCAGAAAUCAGUUUCCCGAUUUCAACCUUGAGGACAAGGUUGUUUCGGAGGGAGGAGGUAUUGUUAGGACUGAGUCCAAGCAACAGUAGCAGGAAAGGGUUUGGGUUUGCAGGUUUAUUAUAAGAAAAGGAAAGGGUCAAAAAGUUGUAACAAACACUUAGAGGGAUAGGAGAGUUAGUUAGUUCUGUUAUUUGGAGAAUUGUAACUCCUAUAAAUAAGAGUCUUCUCUUCAGUGAGAGGGGAGGAUUUGAAAUAUACAGUUACUGGACUAUUGCCAGUUGUAAAAGGAUAAAGCUCCUUUGGAGGUAUACUUGUAUACGUUGUCUCUUAGUUUGUUCUCUCUCUUUCAGCAAUAACAAAGUUAUUUCAGUUUU
Messenger RNA from Glycine soja, 5055 nucleotides. RefSeq lists its product as uncharacterized. The record is from RefSeq and is a predicted model, not a curated record. NCBI's taxonomy places the organism in Eukaryota, Viridiplantae, Streptophyta, Magnoliopsida, Fabales, Fabaceae. The coding region runs from base 111 to 737 and encodes 208 amino acids. The transcript has 3 exons.